Messenger RNA from Rotaria socialis, 693 nucleotides. NCBI's taxonomy places the organism in Eukaryota, Metazoa, Rotifera, Eurotatoria, Philodinida, Philodinidae. The record is from the annotation of a GenBank genome assembly.
AUGGUAAUUAAUCCGCAUGAUGUGGAUUUUGCUGCAACAGCUACACCUGAGCAAAUCAAACAUAUGUUAAGCGAACCAAAUAUACGAAUGAUUAAUGCGAAUGGAGAACAACAUGGAACGAUUACUACUCGUAUUGAUGAUAAAGAUAAUUUUGAGAUAACAACGUUACGAGUCGAUGUUUCUACUGACAGACGGCAUGUUGCAAAAAAUAGCAUAGACCCGACAUCUUAUGUUUUAUAUUUCGAAGGAAUUAUAUAUGAUUAUUUCAAUGGAAUUGAUGGUCUUGAACGUCGUCGUAUUCGUUUUGUGGGCGAUCCUGUUGAACGUAUUCGUGAAGAUUAUCUUCGUAUUCACAUUUCUGGUGAACGCCUACGAGUUGAAUCUAAGCGUACUGCUGAAGGACGCAAUGCUGGUCCAGUACUAAAAAAAAUGCUUGAACAGAAUAUUAGUCAAUAUCCUGAUAUUCCAUCGAAUAUCGAUCUAAAUCAAAUAGAAGAUCAUUGGAGAAAAUUUCAUCAAAUUAAGCCAAAAGCUCCAACCAUUCUAACAAAACUUUUCUUAUCUAAAUUUGAACAACGCAUGAAAUAUUUCAAUGAGUACCGCCGUUUAUCUCAAUGGUUGGUCGCAUAUCGUGAUUCAAUAUCAAUACUUGAUUCAUCAUCCAUCGAUCCAUUGAAACCAUCUAAAGAUUGA